GUGGUUGUCUGGUGUCACUCUACAUUUUAUUCAGGGCAAGAGGUUUUCUAUCGAUCAUGUCUGUCUGUCUGCUUUUUCCUUUUUUCCAUAUACAACACAAAAACAUAAUUAGAGAUCACAAUGAUUUUUAUAUAAAAGCAAAAAGGAAAAAGAUUUCUAACUAAAAGAGUUUGUCAUCUAAUCUAUGUCCAUCAAAGAGUUCAGUUUCACCUACUGCCCCUAUGGAAAAAAAAAAGGUAAAUUAGUAAAUGAGGUCUCUUUAUUUUUUUUUUUUUUCGUUCUUACCAACAGGUCAAGUAGCGUCGAUUUUCAUAAUAUCAUCGUUUGCUAUGGAAGUAGCAAUCACUUUGUUAUCUAUAACUGUGUUAGUUUUUUAAUAAUCACCAAGACAAUCCAUUUAGAUCAUACCAACUAUAUAAAAAAGAAAAAAAAGAAAGAAAGAAAGAGGGAGAGGAAGUUAAUAACUAUGAGUGGGUAUUGAUGUAGUGCAUUAGAAAUAGAAAAGAAAGAUUAAAAAAA
This is a messenger RNA of Halteromyces radiatus, 519 nucleotides long. RefSeq lists its product as uncharacterized. Lineage: Eukaryota; Fungi; Mucoromycota; Mucoromycetes; Mucorales; Cunninghamellaceae. The record is from RefSeq and is a predicted model, not a curated record. Bases 185 to 481 code for a protein of 98 amino acids. The transcript has a single exon.